CAGCACUAGCCCAAAGUGCACGCUGUUUUGUUUAGUUUCGUUUUAAAUUAAAUUUAAAUAUUAAUUAAGCCGAAUGGUGGAGCUGAAGAUGGAGGAUCACAAUGUGAAUGCCACCGCCUGGGAACCCGGUGACAGCAAGGACUGGUCAAUGCCCAUUAAGCCGCUGUCGGAGAAGUGGAAACUGGUGCCGGCAUUUCUGCAAGUGAAGGGACUUGUGAAGCAGCACAUCGACUCCUUCAAUCACUUCAUCAACGUUGACAUCAAGAAGAUUGUGAAGGCCAACGAGUUGGUGACAAGUGGAGCCGAUCCCCUGUUCUAUCUGAAGUACCUGGACGUUCGGGUGGGCAAACCUGACAUCGAUGAGGGCUUCAAUAUAACCAAGGCAACCACUCCCCACGAAUGUCGCCUGAGGGACACCACCUACUCCGCUCCCAUCACCGUGGACAUCGAGUACACGCGUGGCACCCAGCGAAUCAAGCGGAACAACCUGCUCAUUGGCAGGAUGCCCCUCAUGUUGCGCUGCUCCAAUUGCGCGCUUACCGGCAAAUCUGAAUUCGAGUUGUCAAAACUCAACGAGUGCCCUCUGGAUCCUGGUGGCUACUUUGUGGUCCGCGGCCAAGAGAAGGUCAUCCUCAUUCAGGAGCAGUUGUCGUGGAACAAGAUGCUUACAGAGGAUUUUAAUGGAGUGGUACAGUGCCAGGUGACCUCCUCCACGCAUGAGAAGAAGUCCCGCACAUUGGUUUUGAGCAAACAUGGAAAGUACUACUUAAAGCACAAUUCCAUGACGGACGACAUACCCAUUGUGGUGAUCUUCAAAGCCCUGGGAGUGGUUUCUGAUCAGGAGAUUCAGUCACUAAUCGGCAUCGACACCAAGUCGCAAAAUAGGUUCGGUGCAUCCUUGUUGGAUGCGUAUAACUUGAAGGUCUACACUCAGCAAAGAGCUUUGGAGUACAUGGGCUCCAAGUUGGUAGUGAAACGCUUUCAGAGUGCCACCACGAAAACUCCUUCAGAGGAAGCACGCGAACUACUCUUGACAACCAUCCUGGCUCACGUGCCCGUCGACAACUUCAACUUCCAAAUGAAGGCCAUCUACGUGUCCAUGAUGGUGCGCCGUGUCAUGGCCGCCGAGCUGGACAAAACGCUCUUUGACGAUCGAGAUUACUAUGGCAACAAGCGACUGGAGCUGGCUGGCUCCCUGCUCUCCAUGAUGUUCGAGGAUCUGUUCAAGCGCAUGAACUGGGAGCUGAAAACCAUAGCGGACAAGAACAUACCCAAAGUGAAGGCAGCGCAGUUCGAUGUGGUUAAGCACAUGAGGGCGGCACAAAUCACCGCUGGAUUGGAAUCUGCUAUAAGUUCUGGAAACUGGACCAUCAAGCGAUUUAAAAUGGAACGAGCUGGUGUCACCCAGGUGCUGUCCCGCCUGAGUUACAUAUCCGCUCUGGGAAUGAUGACGCGUGUGAACUCGCAGUUUGAGAAGACUCGUAAAGUGUCCGGUCCGCGAUCCCUGCAGCCAAGUCAGUGGGGCAUGCUGUGUCCAUCUGACACUCCUGAGGGUGAAGCUUGUGGUCUGGUCAAAAAUCUUGCCUUGAUGACGCACAUUACCACCGAGGUGGAGGAGCGACCGGUGAUGAUUGUGGCCUUUAACGCUGGCGUCGAGGAUAUUCGGGAAGUGAGCGGCAAUCCCAUCAACAAUCCGAACGUCUUUCUGGUCUUCAUCAAUGGUAAUGUCCUGGGACUCACCCUGAACCACAAGCACCUGGUGCGGAACCUCCGCUACAUGCGCAGGAAGGGUCGAAUGGGCAGCUAUGUCUCGGUGCACACUUCCUACACCCAGCGAUGCAUCUACAUCCACACGGACGGUGGUCGUUUGUGCCGCCCCUACGUCAUCGUGGAGAAUCGCCGACCGCUGGUAAAGCAACAUCAUCUGGACGAGCUGAACCGUGGAAUUCGCAAGUUCGACGACUUUCUCUUGGAUGGACUAAUCGAGUAUCUAGAUGUGAACGAAGAGAACGAUUCGUUUAUUGCCUGGAACGAAGAUCAAAUUGAGGAGCGCACCACCCACCUCGAAAUCGAACCGUUUACCUUGCUAGGAGUUUGUGCGGGCUUGGUGCCCUAUCCGCAUCACAACCAGAGUCCCAGGAACACCUAUCAGUGCGCUAUGGGUAAGCAGGCCAUGGGAAUGAUUGGCUACAACCAGAAGAACCGCAUUGACUCGCUGAUGUACAAUCUGGUGUAUCCACACGCGCCAAUGGUGAAGUCAAAGACCAUUGAGCUGACCAACUUUGACAAGCUGCCAGCUGGUCAGAAUGCCACGGUGGCUGUGAUGAGUUACUCUGGUUACGAUAUCGAAGAUGCCCUUAUCCUGAACAAGGCUUCAAUAGAUCGCGGCUAUGGACGCUGCCUGGUCUACAAGAACUCCAAAUGCACAGUUAAGCGUUAUGCGAAUCAGACCUUCGACAGAAUCAUGGGACCCGUAAAGGAUGCUCUUACCAACAAGGUGAUCUUUAAGCACGACGUCCUGGACACCGAUGGCAUUGUGGCUCCUGGCGAGCAGGUUCAGAACAAGCAGAUCAUGAUCAACAAGGAGAUGCCGGCGGUGACCUCGAUGAACCCCCUGCAGGGUCAAUCUCCGCAAGUUCCGUACACCGCAGUGCCCAUCAGCUACAAAGGACCCGAGCCCAGUUACAUAGAGCGCGUUAUGGUCUCCGCCAAUGCGGAAGAGGACUUUCUCAUCAAGAUCCUGCUGCGCCAGACUCGCAUUCCCGAGAUCGGGGACAAGUUCAGCUCGCGGCACGGACAAAAAGGUGUGACUGGAUUGAUUGUCGAACAGGAGGACAUGCCGUUCAAUGACUUUGGCAUCUGCCCGGAUAUGAUUAUGAACCCCCAUGGUUUCCCCUCCCGGAUGACGGUGGGCAAAACCCUGGAGCUGCUGGGCGGCAAGGCUGGUCUCUUGGAGGGCAAGUUUCACUACGGAACUGCUUUCGGGGGCUCCAAAGUGGAGGACAUCCAGGCGGAGCUGGAGCGCCAUGGAUUCAACUAUGUGGGCAAGGACUUUUUCUACUCGGGCAUCACUGGAACUCCUUUGGAGGCGUACAUCUACUCGGGACCCGUGUACUACCAGAAACUGAAGCACAUGGUGCAGGACAAGAUGCACGCCAGAGCGCGAGGACCCAAGGCGGUGCUCACCCGUCAGCCGACGCAGGGCAGGAGUCGCGAGGGAGGCCUUCGUCUGGGUGAAAUGGAGCGGGAUUGCCUCAUUUCCUACGGAGCCAGUAUGUUAAUCAUGGAGCGUCUGAUGAUCUCGUCGGAUGCCUUUGAGGUGGAUGUCUGCAGGACCUGCGGAAGGUUGGCCUACUGCUCCUGGUGCCACUUCUGCCAGUCGUCGGCUCAUGUCUCCAAGAUAUCCAUGCCGUAUGCCUGCAAGCUGCUCUUCCAGGAGUUGACCAGCAUGAAUGUGGUGCCCAAGAUGAUUUUAGAGAACUAUUAACGAGAUUGAUUCGAUUGAAGAGAAAUAAAAUAUUUUUAAAUAUGUAGUUCUUUUCUGUAAAUCGAUUAAAAUUGUUUAUUUAGCUUA
Messenger RNA from Drosophila ficusphila, 3574 nucleotides. It is a transcript of the gene RpIII128, whose product is annotated as DNA-directed RNA polymerase III subunit RPC2. NCBI's taxonomy places the organism in Eukaryota, Metazoa, Arthropoda, Insecta, Diptera, Drosophilidae. Gene Ontology annotation, biological process: DNA-templated transcription. The record is from RefSeq and is a predicted model, not a curated record. Gene Ontology annotation, molecular function: DNA-directed RNA polymerase activity; DNA binding; ribonucleoside binding. The coding region runs from base 74 to 3487 and encodes 1137 amino acids. Gene Ontology annotation, cellular component: RNA polymerase III complex. The transcript is spliced from 2 exons.